AUGCAACAAAACAUUACAAUUCAAUACAUCAUUGUUUUGACUCAAUUGUCACAACUAAGUGACCACUAAAUUAUCACUCAAUGACCACUCAAUGACCACUCAAUGACCACUCAAUGACCGCUUUUGACUACCAUUUAACACAAGAAACCAUGGAUGACAACAAUGAUGAUAAAACAAUACCGAUAGACAAUCAUGUUAUUAGUGAUUAUGUCGAUGACUUAGAUGUGAUGCAAGUAAUUGACAGCAAAGAAAUUAUCACCGAAUUGGUCAACAAUGAUGACCCGAGAUUGACAUUUAUAUCGCCCGAGAGGGCCAAGAGUGAGGCCUGGAGUAAAUACCAGAGGAUCUACUUUAAGGAUAUUGAAACAAAUUAUGUUAAAUGUAUUGUUUGUAAUGAUAUCAAAAAACAGACCAAAUAUUUAGGAACCGCUACUCUAUUGAAGCAUAAAUGCGUGAAAACAUAUAAACCAUUGUUUGAAGAUCACAGCGAAGUCAAAGAGAUAUAUAAUGAUAAACAAUAUCUCAUUGAACUCAUAAAAACAUCAGACGAAAGGUUAUCAUUUGAGCCAAAAACUGGCAAAAGUCAAGUCUGGACUCGUUUUGAACGCAUUGUCUUCAAUCAAAAGGCAACACUUUAUGUCAAAUGUAUGUUUUGUAAUGAUAUUCUCAAGAAUACACAAAACACUGGAACUGCUUCUCUAUUGAAGCAUAAGUGUAGAAGUGAUGACAACACUACUGGUGUUCGACACCGACGGUCGAAGAAAAAGACGCCUAAAAUUAAUUUUAAAGAUUUUUUAUUAUCAAAGAAAUGUAAAACAAUUGAAGACAAAAUUCGUAUUGAAAAUCAAACUCUUCAGUUGAUUAUUAAGAAGUGUUUGGAAGUUAUGGACAGAUGUUUAUGUGUUGACAAUAGUAUCACAAUUGAUAAAAAACGAAUCAAUGUUUUACUUAACGCUUAUAAUGAAUGGCUCUCUGAUAAUCAAGAUUUAGAUGAUUUAGGAGAUAAUAUUAAUGGUAAUAAUUUUAUUGAUUUAUUUGACAAUUGUCUCAUUGAUGAACCGUUUCGGGGUAUUAAUGAUAUUGAGUUGAGUUUAGAUGAUCCCGAUUAUAGUCCACAAUUAGUAUCUAAGUCUUCGACAGUGUUUCGUACGAAACAAAUAAAAACAAAAAUACAGAGCAGUUCUGUAAUUGCAUCGAAUUUAGUCAAAAGAAAAUAUCAACGAAACAACACAUCCGUGACAAUCAAAUGCGAUUGGCCUGAAUGUGAACAAGUGUUUAACAACAGUUAUCAUCUGAAUCUACAUCGAAAUAAACAUCUGGGUAUCUUUAAAUACAAGUGCUGUUGGCCAGGUUGUGAAGAAUCGUUUCCCAAGAAAAUCAAAUAUGAAGUACACAUGAGUUUACAUACAAAUGAAAAACAAUAUAAAUGUAAUUUUAAUGGAUGUCAAUAUGAAACCUGUCGUAAAGCACUUCUUCAACGACAUUAUUUUAUUCAUACGGGAGAGAAGCCAUUCAAGUGUGAUUGGCCCGGAUGUGAGUUUCGGACGUCCAGUAAAAAUGGUUUAAGACAUCAUAACUAUAGACACACCGGAGAAAAACCAUGGAAAUGUAAAUGGGUUAAUAAUGAUGGCACAAAAUGUGAAUGGUCAUUUAGACAAAAGACACACUUGAAGGCACAUAUGCUUAAGCAUACGGGUGACCGACCGUAUCAAUGUGAAUGGCCACACGGCAACUGUGAACGUCGGUUCGCAUCCCGACAGGCCAUGAGAUUUCAUUCGGAAAAGUUUCAUAAUUAUAUCAUUCCUAUGAAGUAAAUCACAAUCUGAUCUUUCAAUCAUCAAAAUC
Molecule: messenger RNA, 1845 nt
Organism: Oppia nitens
Lineage: Eukaryota; Metazoa; Arthropoda; Arachnida; Sarcoptiformes; Oppiidae
Product: zinc finger protein 510-like
Exons: 5
Coding region: 114-1814 (566 amino acids)
Biological process (GO): regulation of DNA-templated transcription
Molecular function (GO): RNA polymerase II cis-regulatory region sequence-specific DNA binding; DNA-binding transcription factor activity, RNA polymerase II-specific
Source: RefSeq, a predicted model, not a curated record